GAAACGACCGAUGUAAAUGGAAAGACGUUAUCAUGCUAUCCUUGAUCAUUGGACAGCCGCAGAGAUGAUAGCACAGAUGCGGCGACUUGAAACAUGAAGCAGGCACGACAAACGGACGGCGACUAAUGCGAAACGUCGAUAGAACGACACUUUGAUGAAUGCUAUGGCGGCAGUGUGAAGUUUUUCCCAAGCCACCUUUUGCCUGGUGUAACCUGAAGAACUGCCUUUAUCCGUGUAUCAAGGAAAAGGCAAGACCUAUAAAGCACUGUCACGUGAUGCAUAUCCUAUGAUGAAAAGAUUCCGUCACAGUCUUCCAAGAAAAUCUCCAGUUCACGAGGCUUAACCACAGAAAUGCAGCACGGCAGAGUCUCCGUUGCCACCUGACAGAAGCUGAGCUUGCUCAAGUCUUGGGAAACAGCAAGCACCUUGGGUAUAAGCUUGGCCAUGAAUGUUUGAUGCCGUGGUGCCUUGAGGCUUGGUCUAUUUCCGUUGCGAUCUCCUGGCGGAUGAUGGGUGCCAUAAAGUAUGGAUAAACACAUACCAUCUGGAUAUAUCUUGAACCCCUGCUUUCUCCGACUCCUGACUCUCCGUUCGAAGGAGAGCUACUCUUCUCGUGUAGUGACAAAGGCGCCUCUUGACGAUUCGGGGUGCACCGGUGCUGACAGGCGGGUGACCUCCGAGUGUGUCGUAACGCUGGGAGGAGCUAGUGCGAAAUAAUAUCAGAGGAAUCCUUGAUGCGGCGUAACUUGAACGAACCUCCAAUGGACUAGUGGAACCCCGAGAGCCUACCUAUCACAGAUACGUGAACUAAAAUUCAAGACCCUAUUGCAAGCAGAGACAUUAAUGACGAGCCCGCGGACGUGGUGAAUGGAAGUUCAGUGUGAGAGGAACUCAGUAGAUGGAUGUAACUGAAUCAACUAUUUGGAGUGACCGUGACUUCUGCAUUGUAUUCGUGAAAUUCGUGUAUCCUCAGGCCUCAUGUUCUAACGAAAUGCCAAAGAUGUUACGCAAAAUCCAAGUAUCCGUCUACUAGAUCGUCCGGGAAUAAUAAUAGGCUAUUAAGGACGCGAUGUCGGAAUGAAACCUUGUACUUUCAUCAACGUAUGUUUAGGGUUAUAUCCGUCCGUGGUGGUAGCAAUUAUGAUAGGACUCUUGGGACAGCGUCAAAAAAAAUCUACGCACCUUAAUCCUUA
This is a messenger RNA of Serpula lacrymans var. lacrymans S7.9, 1193 nucleotides long. RefSeq lists its product as uncharacterized. The transcript is spliced from 3 exons. Bases 526 to 717 code for a protein of 63 amino acids. Lineage: Eukaryota; Fungi; Basidiomycota; Agaricomycetes; Boletales; Serpulaceae. The record is from RefSeq and is a predicted model, not a curated record.